Owenia fusiformis is the source of this 832-nucleotide messenger RNA. NCBI's taxonomy places the organism in Eukaryota, Metazoa, Annelida, Polychaeta, Sabellida, Oweniidae. The record is from the annotation of a GenBank genome assembly.
AUGAACUACGGAAUCACUGGGGGAAUCCUUACUGGAGAAACACAGAUCCAUACUGGAGGAUUACACCUAAAUUACUAUUCAUCUGGAGAAAGACUUUCAAAUAAACCUGGCAACAAUCCUAAAGCCUCCAAUGUUUUUUCAAAAUUUGGUUGUGAUAUUUGUGGUAAACAAUUUAAAUUUUCGCAAGAACUUAAAGUUCACAUGAGGAUCCAUACUGGGGAGAGACCAUUUCAGUGUGAGUUAUGCUUGAAACGAUUCCGACAACAUCAGCAUCUCAAUACACAUAUGAAAGGAGUACAUAAACAAGUCAAAAUAAAGAACAACAGGAAAGUACACUGAUGGGAUACUAAAAUAAUACAGAAGAGAACAAGAAAUACAUUAUCCCAUUGAAAGAGGUCUGAUAGGCAUGUAGUGAAGCCCUCUGUUGCCAGUUUCUAGAUACAGAAUAGUAGAAUAGAGGCAUAUAUUUCAUAAUCAAUCAAACUAAUAAUGCGGUGUAAUAGCAAAAUGCUGAUACAUUCACUGUUAAUAUUAUCUUAAGAUUAGGUUUUUGUCAGCCAAAUCACAAUUUAAUGUUGGAAACUGUGCCAAAUUAUAUCUUUGUGCUCUGAUUUUGACGCAACUUUUGGCUGGCACCAUUAUUCUUGCUCCAGGGCAUUUCUCUGUUUGAAAUCAGUACAGAAGCUCUCUGGUGUGCCUGUAACUGUAACAUCAUUUUGGUUGUACACUGUGAAAAUGUUUAUCAGUAAUAUAUUGUAUUAUGGUAGAUAUGUUGCUUGUCAUAUGUUCAAAUCAAAUAUUGAAUAAAUUUCUUCAUGAAAUUUGAAUACUA